Messenger RNA from Pelobates fuscus (common spadefoot toad), 1951 nucleotides. Its product is annotated as inositol polyphosphate-5-phosphatase A-like. Gene Ontology annotation, molecular function: inositol-polyphosphate 5-phosphatase activity. Gene Ontology annotation, biological process: phosphatidylinositol dephosphorylation. The coding region runs from base 199 to 1368 and encodes 389 amino acids. The record is from RefSeq and is a predicted model, not a curated record. The transcript is spliced from 16 exons. Lineage: Eukaryota; Metazoa; Chordata; Amphibia; Anura; Pelobatidae.
GGCAGGCCCUUGCUGUGAAUGAAAGGGAUGUGUCUGAGGCCUUAGAGGCAGGCAAAAGGCCGACAACAGGUGAGAGAGAGGGAGGAGCAGAGACUAAACGAUACCUGGGACAAGAAGAAGGGAGAUCAAUGGACUGACAGGAGGAGGACAGAGGUUUAUGUGCCAUAUAUUGACUGACUGUGUCUCUAUUACUAAGCAAUGGAGGAUUUAGGAGUGCUGCUGGUUACUGCAAACAUUGGAUCUCUCUCAGACCAUCAGCCCGGACAACUUCAGCAGGGCUGGAUCCAGGAACUGUAUAAGACCAUACAGCAUCACCGUCCAGCCUUUAUUGCUCUUCACCUGCAGGAAGUUGGAGGAAAAAAUUACAAAAAAAAUAUGGAUUUAGCUUUACAAUUCAUCAGGGAAUUGAUGCAGGGUGAAGAGCUGUCAGCAUAUGACCGGACAAUAGCUUUCAUAGACAGUGACUUCAGCCAGCCUCACCUUUUCACAGCUCUUGGCUCUGUUUAUUUUAUACAUCACUCUGUUUGCAAGAUCCAUAUCUAUGAUUUUCAAGAGGGGACAUUUGUCUCUGUCCCUGCUGGCCAUAGUGUAACAUCAGGAUCUCUUGAAGACUGUCCCAUUGUGCACAAGGAGCGUUUCCCACAGGAUUUCUGGUCAGAGUUUCCUUGGACACGCAAAGGAUUUAUGAGGACAACCUGGCAAAUAGACAACCGGACCUUUGACCUGGUGAACCUUCAUCUCUUCCAUGAUGCCUCAAAUCUUGUGUCAUAUCAUUGCUCCCCUUCUGUGUAUAGUGCUAAUCGGAAAAAAGCCUUGGAUCACGUCUUAACCAGAUUACAAGAAAACUCAGAUGUCCCAUUUUUCCUGUUUGGGGAUUUUAAUUUUCGUUUGGAUUUGAAUAAAAUGAUCUUGGAACAGGGUUGGGAUCUGAAGACCAGGAAUGAUUCAGAUGGAAAGACCAUUGAGUAUGAACAAGAUGGAGAGGUGCGGUUAAUCAUGAAGAGUAAGCGUUUUGAGUAUCACAAUGUGAAGAUCUUACAGGAGGACAGUGGUCGGGCGUUGCUAAUGUAUGACUUUGAGCCUCUCCAUUUCCUUAGUGGCCUCACUGAGAUGCCAAUCUCAUUCCCUCCCAGUUACCCAUUUAGUGAGGUGGUUACUAGACCCUCUGAGUUUAUGGGGACCCGUUGCCCUGCCUGGUGUGAUCGUGUCUUCAUGUCACAUUCUGCCAGAGAUCUUCUUAACAAGGAAAAAGAAGGAAAAAGAUGUGUGUGGUAUGACAGAAUUGGAACAGAUGUCUGUAUGGGGGAUCACAAGCCAGUUUGCCUCUAUUUUGACAUGGAAGUUCCUUCUAAAAACCUGGUUGAUUGACAACAGAUUAGGAAAAAUCACCUAAGAAUUUGACAACUUCCUUCACAUUGAAUGUGACAGAUUCCCUAUCCUGCCAUUGUGACAGACUGUCCUUCCAACAUGUCAACUAUUCUGUUUCAGUCCUAAACUAACCGAUUUAGUGGGGCAGACUCAUCUACCAGUCUUGCAGGAUGCAUGCUAAUCUAAUUCUAUUUUACUCUGGAAGUAGUCUAAAGCACCAAAGUGAAGCUUUACAAUGUGUCACUAUUACAAUGAAGGAACAGUGUUUUUAAUACUUGUUCUCCAUAGUAGCUGUUUUCAUUGCAUUCAAUCAGCGGAUUCGUGUUUCCAUGAGUGUUGCAAAUGCUUUCUACCAUCAUGCUUUCUUGUGACUUUGUGCAAUUACAAAAGUGUGUAUAUAUCACUGUUUACCCCUGCUAGACUGUAUUUAUCUGUAGAACUUAAAUUUAAUGUCUUAUAUUCAUAAAAGCAAAUGUUCCCAACUCCAGGUCUCAGGGAACACGGAUUCGAUUUUUAACCCUUUCACUACGAAGCGCUUUCCAAAAAAAAAAAAAAAAAAAACACCCUCUGAAUCCGAGUAUUU